ACCGAGAAAAUCACAUGUAUUAUUGGUGUCCCCGGUGUCAAUUUCGUGUUUGGGGCAUUAUUCGUGUAAAUAUUUUUUUAAACACGUUCGUAACACGUAUUACAAAAACGACUUUCAAACGGAUUCUUUAUCACCAAUUUUCUCGUUCAUAACACAUGUACAACCCGAGAAUUACAACAACCCGAAACUCGUGUUUUCGAACACCAGAAAUUCACGAGAAUUUCUAGUGUUGUUGGUCACAGAAACCUAAAUGCUGCUCUCUCCGUUGUAAAGAAAGAGGGACAAUUCUUUAGUUCGAGAUGAGUAAUGGAGAAAGCACGAUCAAGAAAAAUAUUCCGAAAAAGGCACACACACAGAGUUCACCAUCACCCGAAUAUUUGAUUUUUGAAGCAGAUGACAUCUCGGAUUAUUCUGACAAUAAUUUAUCCACGCAGUCAAAUCUAAGUGAUAGUGAUUCUGAACAGUCUAAUACGGAAAGUAGUGCAAGUGAUUUAAGGGGGUGGGCACUAAAGCAUAACAUUACAUUCUCUGCUUUAGGAGAUCUGCUGGAAAUUUUGAAUCGACAUCCUAAUUUUGAUUUACCGAAAGAUCCUAGAACACUUUUAUGCACUCCAAGAUCGACUACAAUUGAAAAGGUGGAGCCUGGCGAAUACGUACAUUUUGAGUGGAUUUCAUCCGUCGAAAAGUUAAUUCAAGUUCCAACAGCAGACUAUAUUAAAAUUCAAAUUAAUAUUGACGGAAUCCCCCUCUAUAAAAGCAGCACAAGACAAUUCUGGCCCAUUUUAGCGAAAAUUGUAGAAUAUAAUCAGGUCGUUGUAAUUGGAAUUUAUUCUGGUUUUGGAAAACCUACAAAUAUUAAUAAUUUUUUGAGACAGUUUGUCAACGAAUUCAACACCAUAGAGCAAUCUUCGAAUUUAAAACUUAAAAUAUCUGCAAUUGCGUGUGACGUCCCAGCAAGAUCAUUUAUUUUGGGGACAAAGUGUCAUAAUGGUUAUAGUUCUUGUGGAAAAUACGGCACAUCAUAA
This is a messenger RNA of Folsomia candida, 1025 nucleotides long. RefSeq lists its product as uncharacterized. The record is from RefSeq and is a predicted model, not a curated record. The transcript is spliced from 3 exons. Bases 300 to 1025 code for a protein of 241 amino acids. NCBI's taxonomy places the organism in Eukaryota, Metazoa, Arthropoda, Collembola, Entomobryomorpha, Isotomidae.